Manihot esculenta (cassava) is the source of this 780-nucleotide messenger RNA. RefSeq lists its product as uncharacterized. The record is from RefSeq and is a predicted model, not a curated record. The transcript has a single exon. The coding region runs from base 108 to 647 and encodes 179 amino acids. NCBI's taxonomy places the organism in Eukaryota, Viridiplantae, Streptophyta, Magnoliopsida, Malpighiales, Euphorbiaceae.
AAUGCCCACCCACCGUACGUUUGCGUUUGGAUAAGGUAAGCGGCCAUGAGAAGUUAAUAACAGAAACAUAUGAAGCUGAAGAAAAACGAAAUAUAGGUCAAAACACCAUGAAUGCUCUUGUUUGUUCACAUAGAUCAUCACCUCCCUACCUCCCAAAACCUUCUCCAUGUCCAUGGAACUCAAAAGCACCUACUCUCCUCCCCACAAGCCUGCAAAGCAAUCCAUCAAGAACACGGAAACUACAGGCACAUGCCAAAGGCUUCACCAGCAGAAAACCACCUCGUAUGGAAGAGAGAACCACUCACAACGACAUUAAACAGAACACCAACAGUGACGACGACGACGAAAUACCAGAGGAGGUGGUUUACAGGGUCAUAAAGAGAAUCCUGGUCUCCGUGGGCGCACCUAUGGCCCUUGGCUUGGCAUUGUUGAAGUUUUUUGGAACUGUGAAGGAGCAAGGUAUUUGGGAUGUGCCUUUAUGGCUGCCAUUUACGACUACAUUCCUGACAUUUGGGACGUCUGCGCUUGGGAUUGCUUAUGGAGCUUUAUCAACGAGUUUAGAUCCUAACGAGAAGGGUUCAUUGCUUGGGAUUGAAGAGGUCCAACAGAAUUGGGUUGAGAUGUGGAAGGAAGAAGAUGAGAGCUAGGAGUAGUACCCAAGAGGGCAACCCAUGUUUCUACAUAUCUCAAUAGUCCUUUUUUUUUUAUUUUACAAAAUUACUGUUAUCGAGUAUUAUGACGGUUAUUAUAUUUUCCACGUAAUUUAAUAAUUUUUAAUAC